Molecule: messenger RNA, 2093 nt
Organism: Brachypodium distachyon (stiff brome)
Lineage: Eukaryota; Viridiplantae; Streptophyta; Magnoliopsida; Poales; Poaceae
Product: acyl transferase 7
Exons: 2
Coding region: 154-1458 (434 amino acids)
Source: RefSeq, a predicted model, not a curated record
UGGCAUUUGCCGAAUUAACUCCCAACCAAACCUCCCCAACUUUCAAUUCCCUACAUCGACGCGCACCUACCAGCAACAGCUCACCAUCACGCCCACACGUCAAGCCAAACCCCCGAAAGGGGCGCCUCCGCUGUCCCGCUCCGCGCGUUCCACAUGGCGGCGGCGGCGGCGGCCAAGCCCGUGCCCGUAGAGCGGCUCGCGCAGCGCCUGGUCGCGCCGGCGGGGCCGACGCCGGAGGGCCCGCUCCGCCUGUCGUGGCUCGACCGCUACCCGACCCAGAUGGCUCUCAUCGAGUCGCUGCACGUGUUCAAGCCCGACAUGGCCAGGGAAGGGGAUUCCCCCGCCAGGGCCGUGGAGCGGGCCCUGGCGAGGGCGCUUGUCGACUACUACCCGCUGGCCGGCCGCCUCGCCGUGUCCGAUGCCGGCGAGCUGCAGGUGGACUGCCGCGACGGUGGGGUCUGGUUCAUCGAGGCCGCCGUCAGGUGUCGGCUGGAGGACGUCGACUAUCUGGAGUACCCUCUCGCCGUCGACAAGGACGAGCUGCUCCCCCACCCGCGCCCCAAGCCCACCCACGAGGAAGAGAGCAAGCUCAUCUUGCUCGUCCAGGUGACGACGUUCGAUUGCGGCGGCUUCGUGGUGGGGUUCCGCUUCAGCCACGCGGUGGCGGACGGGCCAGGGGCGGCGCAGUUCAUGGGCGCGGUGGGGGAGCUGGCGCGCGGGGCGGGCCGCAUCUCGGUGCCCCCGGCGUGGGGCCGCGACGCCAUCCCGGACCCGGCCGGCGCGCUCGUGGGCCGCCUCCCGGAGCCCGCCGGCGCCAAGCGGCUCGAGUACCUCGCCAUCGACAUCUCCGCGGACUACAUCAACCACUUCAAGGCCCAGUUCGCGGCGGCCACGGGCGGGGCCCGGUGCUCGGCGUUCGAGGUGCUCAUCGCCAAGGCGUGGCAGAGCAGGACACGCGCCGCGGGCUUCGACGAGGAAUCCCCCGUCCAUCUCUCCUUCGCCAUGAACGCGCGGCCGCUCCUCCACGCGCGCCUCCCUUCCGGGGGCGCGGGAUUCUACGGCAACUGCUACUACAUCAUGCGCGUCUCCUCCACGGCCGGUAAGGUGGCCUCGUCCUCCAUGGCCGACGUCGUCAAGAUCAUCAAGGAAGGGAAGAAGCGGCUGCCUUCAGAGUUCGCGCGGUGGGCCGCGGGGGAGAUGGCCGGCGUGGACCCGUACCAAAUCACCUCCGACUACCGGACGCUGCUCGUCUCCGACUGGACCCGGCUGGGCUUCGCCGAGGUGGACUACGGCUGGGGCCCGCCGGCCCACGUCGUGCCGCUCACGAACCUGGACUACAUCGCCACGUGCAUCCUCGUCAAGCCCUGGGCGCACAAGCCAGGCGCGCGCCUUAUCACGCAGUGCGUCACGCCCGACCGCGUGGCCGCCUUCCACGACGCCAUGGUGGACACCAACUAGGUCCGUUCCACCGCUUCCCAGUUCCCACGACGCUCAUCCUCUGCUUUCUCCAUCCACGGGGUUCCCUGCAUUUCCUUACAGCGGCAAUGAACUAGUAGUUGUUAAUUACAGCUUGGUGAGCAACAAUAAUGGUAAACUAAGCAAGAAUAGUGGUAAACUGGUAGUGAAGAAAGGCAUCAAAGAAGGACGGAAGAAAGAAGAAGAAGACUAGAACAGAACAUAACGAUAUGGGGGACAGGUAGACACAGCUAAAUGGCGGUUGGCAAUAGUGGAAUUGGUAUUGGAUUCCUUUGGACGUUCUCGGUGGUGUUUGGUGAAGACUGUGUACGACAAGGGGGUUCUAGUUGAAGGAUCAAGGCGCCACCGACUAGUCUCCCCUUCCGUCAGCGUAUUGUACUAUUCAAUUUUAUUUUUUAUUUUUUAAAAUAUAAACCCGCAAGGUGUAUAGACUUUUCUGUAGUUGAUAUCUUCAGGUGUUGUUCUGUCCAUGUAAGAUAACUAAUCCUUGUACAUUACCUGUCUAAACUCCAACUGGUAAGAGGACCCUAGUUUGAUGCCCUGUUGUAGUUUUUCGUGUAAAGAGCUGGUACUUACUACUUAGUUUAACUUCCCAACGGAGUAGUAAUUUUGAUUCA